Trichoderma asperellum CBS 433.97 is the source of this 1482-nucleotide messenger RNA. RefSeq lists its product as uncharacterized. Gene Ontology annotation, biological process: monosaccharide transmembrane transport. The record is from RefSeq and is a predicted model, not a curated record. Gene Ontology annotation, molecular function: hexose transmembrane transporter activity. NCBI's taxonomy places the organism in Eukaryota, Fungi, Ascomycota, Sordariomycetes, Hypocreales, Hypocreaceae. Gene Ontology annotation, cellular component: membrane.
AUGGCCGGCCAGGGAGUCACCGCGUAUCUCAUCAUCCUCAUCGCCAUUUCGACUCUUGGGUCACUCCAGUUUGGCUUCCACUUGGCCGAACUCAACGCUCCCCAAGAUGUCAUCACCUGCCACCGAAAGUCCAUCUCGGCCGUAGCUCGAGCUCUCGCGAGGAGCUUCGUCACGUCCGUCCAUGAAGAUGCCAUCGACGACUGCAUCCCCAUGGACGAGGCCGCCUUCGCCACCGUCUCCUCCGUCUUCACUGUUGGAGGGCUCAUUGGUGCUCUGGCUGCCGGUCCAUUCUCCUCUCGCCGCGGACGCCUCCUCGCGAUGCGCAUGACGGCGCUUCUCUUCAUCGUCGGAUCGGUCAUCGAGACCAUCGCCAGCAGCGUCUUUGUCAUGGCAUCGGGUCGGUUCUUGUCUGGUAUUGGAGCUGGCGCAUCGACAGUCAUCGUGCCUCUGUACAUUAGCGAAGUAUGCCCGCCCGACCGGAGAGGCUUCUUUGGCUUCAUGACGCAGAUCUCCAUCAACAUUGGCAUUCUCAUUACACAAACGCUGGGCUUCUUCCUGAGCUACGGGAGCGCCUGGAGAUGGAACCUGGGUAUUGGAGCUUUCAUCGCAGCUGCGCAGGGUGUUGGAUUGUUAAUCGUCCCCGAGAGUCCGGCAUGGCUCGCUGCGCACGAUGACGUCGCCGGCGCAAAGAAGACUCUCCAGCGGAUCCGCGGUGUGGCCGUCGACAUCAGAGAAGAGAGCGAAGUCUGGGGCCGUGACGGAUCCGCCUCCGGAGAAGAAGAAGGUCUCCUUGCUCAGAAUGCAGACGAGGUCCCCCCUCCCAAUGCCACCUCGGCCAAGAACGAGCCCGUUCACCUCGGGUUCCUGCAGGUUGCCAAGGAUCCCAGCACUCGGCCUGUCAUCAUUGCUCUAGUUGGCAUCAUGUUCGUGCAGCAGUUCUGCGGCAUCAACUCCGUCAUCAUGUACUCCGUCUCCCUCCUUGCUGAUCUUCUCCCCAUUUCAUCCGCUCUCCUGAGCAUCUUGGUCUCGCUGGUCAACUUGGUGACAACCAUUGCAUGUUCCCCCCUGCCAGAUCGACUGGGACGAAAGACAUGCCUCAUAACGUCCAUCGUUGGCCAAGGCAGCAGUGCCCUUGUUCUAGCGCUCUCCAUUGUGUUUGGCUUCAAGAUUCUGUCAGCUCUUGCCGUCAUCGUUUUCGUUGGUUUUUUCGCCGUGGGCCUGGGACCUGUGCCCUUCAUUCUGGCAUCAGAGCUCGUUGGCCAGGAGGCUGUAGGUGCAACUCAGAGCUGGUGCCUCGGAGCCAACUACGUUGCGACCUUCUUGGUGGCCCAAUUCUUCCCCAUCGUUAACAAGGCUCUCAAUACGUGGCUGGGUGGGCAUGGUUGGGUGUACUUCAUCUUUGCUGGCCUGGCUGCUGUUUCCUUUGUGUUUGUGACUUGGUCCUUUAGAUCCCUACGCUUCCAUGGGGCUACCGGUAACUAA